Messenger RNA from Microcebus murinus (gray mouse lemur), 1808 nucleotides. RefSeq names its product charged multivesicular body protein 4B (gene CHMP4B). Gene Ontology annotation, biological process: late endosome to vacuole transport via multivesicular body sorting pathway; vesicle budding from membrane. The record is from RefSeq and is a predicted model, not a curated record. Lineage: Eukaryota; Metazoa; Chordata; Mammalia; Primates; Cheirogaleidae. Gene Ontology annotation, cellular component: ESCRT III complex; cytoplasmic side of plasma membrane; multivesicular body.
ACCCCAGCUAGACCAAAAAGACGCGACACCCGAGCCCCUCCGGCCGGAAGACUAUAGCCUCCCGGCAUGCAGCGCACCUCCCUCCGUUAGGUUUGAGUCGCGGCCGGCGCGUUGCCCAUCGGGAGUUGUAGGCAGCGGCGCGUUGCCCUGACGCCGGCCGGGCCGGGCGUGGGGGCCUGUGGGAGGUGGCGCGGCCUGGCCCAGCUGCGGGGCGGAGGCGGAGGACAGGCCUGCGGCUGCAGGGAGCGGCCGGGCUGGGAGCGGGCGCCGGAGCCGAGCCGAGCCGAGCCGGAGCGGGCGGCGAAGGCCGGCGCGGCGAGCAGCAAUCAUGUCGGUGUUCGGGAAGCUGUUCGGGGCUGGAGGGGGUAAGGCCGGCAAGGGCGGCCCGACCCCCCAGGAGGCCAUCCAGCGGCUCCGGGACACGGAGGAGAUGUUAAGCAAGAAGCAGGAGUUCCUGGAGAAGAAGAUCGAGCAGGAACUGACGGCCGCUAAGAAGCACGGCACCAAAAACAAGCGCGCGGCCCUCCAGGCACUGAAGCGCAAGAAGAGGUAUGAGAAGCAGCUGGCACAGAUUGAUGGCACGUUAUCAACCAUCGAGUUCCAGCGGGAGGCCCUGGAGAACGCCAACACCAACACUGAGGUGCUCAAGAACAUGGGCUAUGCGGCCAAGGCCAUGAAGGCUGCCCACGACAACAUGGACAUCGAUAAAGUUGAUGAGUUAAUGCAGGACAUUGCUGACCAGCAGGAACUUGCAGAGGAGAUUUCAACAGCAAUUUCAAAACCUGUAGGGUUUGGAGAAGAGUUUGACGAGGAUGAACUCAUGGCAGAAUUAGAAGAACUAGAACAGGAGGAACUAGACAAGAAUCUGCUGGAAAUUAGUGGACCUGAAACAGUCCCUCUACCAAAUGUUCCCUCUAUAGCCCUACCAUCAAAACCCGCCAAGAAGAAGGAAGAGGAGGACGACGACAUGAAGGAAUUAGAGAACUGGGCUGGAUCCAUGUAACUGGGCCAGUGCGGGCUGCGCCCAGACAGACUCUGAUGGCCUGCGUGGUGGGCAGGCGCGUGUGUGUGCGGGGCAGGCAGGACGUGGUGCAGGCAGGUUCCAUCGCUCUCCAGUCUCACUCCAAAGCAGUAGGGCCACAUUGCUGCUCACUCUCUGCAUAGCAUGGUCUGCACCCGGUGGGACGGGUGGGGGGAGGGGGGCGGGCGGGAUGGGAGGUGCCUGCUGUUUAUAAUGUUGAAUUUCUGUAAAAUAAACUGUAUUUGCAAAUCCAACAUUGAGCUUCUGGACUACGCUAACUCCACUGCUGAAUCCUCAAUGGAAAGGGUCGACCAUUUGCAGUUGAAAUGACCUGAAAAUGUAGCCUCUGUUCUUUUAAGUCAGUUGACUUGUCGCACAUCUCUUUGUAUACUUGUAUGGUACUGGCAGAAAAGUCGUUUUUUAAAAGCCAUAGGCUUUUCCUUGUCCUUAGCUGUAAUAAUGCAUCUGAUUUUGAUUUCCUCGAGAGCUGUAUUUCUGUCCAUCACCUGUGUACUGGCUCUGUGUCUACCACUCUGGCCCACUCCUCGCUCCUACUCCCGUGGUCUUUUGGAGUUUGUAACACUAAUUUGAAAUGGAUGGUGUUCUCUUGAGAGCAAGUGAGAUUGUUAGAAUUAAGUUCCAGCUAUACAGUUUUCUAACAUAGCUCUAAGGUCCUUGUUGCUGUUUGUGAUAACUGAUAGAUAUCUCAUUGAAAACAUGCAUACAUUUAUAUUCAGAUGAAAUUAUGGUUUGCACUGUCUAUUAAAUAUCUCAAUUAAUUUUCAUA